AUGCUAUCCGUAGUACUCUGCGAACCUGGCCAUUAUCACAGCCUCUUAUCAAAGAAGUGCGAACUUUGUCCUCGGGGUUAUUAUCAACAUCGAUCCGGUAGACCAAGAUGCCAUAAAUGUCCUCAAGGAUAUGCGACAUUAACCACCGGAUCUAUUCAUGCUACUUCAUGUGUUGUAGAAUGCUUUGCCGGCUAUUUUUGGAAUGAAAUAACCGGUAAAUGUGAACCAUGCGGCUAUUUGGCUUAUCAACCAAAUUUAGGCUCAACAAGCUGUUUACCAUGCCCACAAAAUACUGUCACUCUUAGCCUCAAUUCAACAUCAAUUGAUCAAUGUAUUGGAAAUUGUCCACCAGGAGAGGAACAUUCAUCUGAUGGUAGUUGUGUACCGUGUAAGCGUGGAUUUUUCAAGGAACCAAAUGAUGUAUUAUGCCGACCCUGUGAUCCGGCAUACAUAACGGAAUCAGUUGGUUCAACUAGCGAAAUGCAUUGCAUACUACCAACCUGUAAACAAGGAAAUUACUUAAAUUGGCAUCUUAAACAAUGCCUGAAUUGUAACUAUGGUUAUUAUCAGGAUGAAAUUGGUUCCAAUUCUUGUAAACGUUGCCCAUCCGGUACCACAACAAGGAUUCUUGGUGCUACAUCAAUUGAAACUUGUGUUUCAACGAAUCAAUGUGCAAGCGGUGAACAUGGAUGUCACUGGUUAGCGGCAUGUAUCGAUUUACCUGAUAAGGAAAAUAAACCAACAUAUAGCUGCCGAUGCCAACCAGGCUUUGUCGGAAACGGAUUUAACUGUACCGAUAUUUGUUUAAAUUUAUGCUAUAAUAACGCAGAAUGCAUAAAGACAUCACGUGGUGAACCACGAUGUAUCUGUAAGCCUGAAUAUCGUGGAUUACGUUGUGAAAUUAAGAAAUGA
Cercopithifilaria johnstoni is the source of this 912-nucleotide messenger RNA. The record is from the annotation of a GenBank genome assembly. NCBI's taxonomy places the organism in Eukaryota, Metazoa, Nematoda, Chromadorea, Rhabditida, Onchocercidae.